GAAAGCACCGCACGUCAAACAGUGGCGAAGUUCGUCGCAGAAUCAACCAAUCAGAACACAGAAACGUGUUUAUUUUUCGUAAUCAGCAAAAUAAGCCAUCGCGGAAAACCCGUUUUUGUGCAACUAGUAUCAGUUUCCUAUCGGAACGAUUGUUAGUACACAUCACCAUCAGCUCCUCUGGCAAGGAAUCAGCACGUUGAAUAUCUCAACUUUAGUGAUAGAUUAUAGUGAUAACAAGAAUGAAGACUGAAACGCUCUACCUCUUGGCCGCCUUGGGGACGCUAAUGUUGGCAACUGUGGUCUCGGGUCAACACCCGGCAGCCCGGCCAAUCAACCCGAAGGAGGUCAAGUGUCUGGUCUGCAAAGCCACCAUGAACGAAAUGGAAUUGGCCGUGUCCAAAGUGGACCCCAAGAAGAAAAUUGACGUCGGAGAUUACCGCCUAGAUGCCACCGGAGAUUCCAAGAAGAAGAAAACCAUCCUCUACGCCAAGUCGGAGAUGUACCUGACGGAAUUGAUGGAAUCAAUUUGUGACCGGAUGGACGACUAUGCCAAGGCCCGCUACAAGAAGAACGGCCGCCCGGUGGUGCUGAAAAUGAUGACCGAAACCGGCAUGAAUCCGGAAAUGUCCGAAGUGGACUUUGUACAGGAGGGAGAUUUGAACAAGAGCUUGAAGCACCUGUGUCUGGAAGUGGUCGAGGACCAUGAGGAGGACAUUUUGAAGAUGUUCCAACAGGAGGAUGUGGUCAAGGAUACGGACAUCAGGUUGUGCUCGCAAGUGGCCAACAUUUGCAACGAGCAGCCAAUUGAGGACGAUUACGAGUACGAAGGAGAAGAGGAACGGGACGAGCUGUAGGAAGAUCAGGAGCAAAGACGGUGGACGAAAUUGUGCAACGAGAAUGAAACAACGUACCGAGCCAGGGUUUGGGGACGGGAAUGCCCAGAGGAACAACGGAUCCGUGGGAAUAGGUUAUGUUUUAGGAACCUGCAGAAAAAAAGCAUUUUCAUUGUUGCUUUGUUCGGAAGAAGAGAAUGCUUGAUAUUUUAUAAGAUAUUGGCAAAUAGAUGAGCUUAUUUCGUGAAA
Messenger RNA from Aedes aegypti (yellow fever mosquito), 1082 nucleotides. It is a transcript of the gene sel, whose product is annotated as protein seele. Gene Ontology annotation, cellular component: endoplasmic reticulum. The coding region runs from base 240 to 854 and encodes 204 amino acids. The transcript has a single exon. The record is from RefSeq and is a predicted model, not a curated record. NCBI's taxonomy places the organism in Eukaryota, Metazoa, Arthropoda, Insecta, Diptera, Culicidae.